AUGUCAAAUGAUGGCGGUGGUGGCAAGGGCGGCGGCGGAGGCGGCGGCGGCGGCGAGGAUGAGGACGAGGACGAAGACGAGGACGAGGACGACGAUGACAUGGAUGAGGCAGCAGAGAGUCAGAUCUUGUCUCAGCAGGGAGGGCUUGUCAUCCUCGUGCAUUGCAUCGGAUCCUACCAGUAG
Molecule: messenger RNA, 183 nt
Organism: Cladophialophora immunda
Lineage: Eukaryota; Fungi; Ascomycota; Eurotiomycetes; Chaetothyriales; Herpotrichiellaceae
Exons: 1
Coding region: 1-183 (60 amino acids)
Source: RefSeq, a predicted model, not a curated record